Messenger RNA from Mercurialis annua (annual mercury), 1463 nucleotides. Its product is annotated as peroxisomal membrane protein 11A. The record is from RefSeq and is a predicted model, not a curated record. The coding region runs from base 217 to 1014 and encodes 265 amino acids. The transcript is spliced from 2 exons. Gene Ontology annotation, biological process: regulation of peroxisome size; peroxisome fission. Lineage: Eukaryota; Viridiplantae; Streptophyta; Magnoliopsida; Malpighiales; Euphorbiaceae. Gene Ontology annotation, cellular component: peroxisomal membrane.
ACCCAACUAAUAACUGAAUACAGUUGUUGUUUCGUUCAACUUCCUAUCAUGAUUGGGUAUGGCACGCACAACAAUGAAGAAGGCAGACUUCAAUGUAAACGAAAUAGAAGCACACGUCUCAAACUACUUGCAGUUUUUUUCGGUCGCAAACGCCUCCGUAUAGAGCUAAAGCGACACCGUUUCCAAUUCUGAAUCCUCCUCUGCGCAGGCAUCACCAUGGAUUCCGACACGUCAAAAACUGCCGCCGAUUCACAAAAAGCUGCAAUCCCUAAGAUCCAAACGCCAAUUUCACAAUCACCGUCAAAAGACACAGAUUUUCUCAACCACCUCGAAGCUUACCUCGCAAAACGAGACGGUGUUGAUAAAAUCCUGAAAAUUUCCCGCUACGCUUCCAAAAUCAUACUAUCAUCCAAUACGCUACCCGAAACCCUAAUUUUAACACAGCGAUUGAAAAGCUUCGAAUCAAGCGUAGGAUUGAGUCGCAAAGCAUUCCGACUGGGAAAAUUUGUUCAGGACAUUAAUUCUAUUAGAAACUCUCACUUUGAUACCAAACAAGAAAUCUUACUGUCUGUAAUUGCUUAUGGAGGCGAGGGAUUGUAUUAUUUUACCGAACAGCUUGUUUGGCUGGCUAAAGCUGGUUUGAUCGAUAGCAAACACUCAAAACAAUUGGGGAAAAUUAGUGCCUGGGCCGAGUUUAUAGGAUAUAUAGGGAGUAUUUCUAUAAAAUUUAGGGAUUUGAAGAAAUUAAAUGAAGAAGAGGCAUGUUUGGCAUCAAGUAUUGAAGUUGCUGGUUUGAGAGGGAAUGGAGUUGGAGAGGAAGAGAAAAGGAUGGGGAAGUUAAGAGAGAAGCUUGUGAUGAAGAAGCUUUCAAUUGUGCAGGAUUUUGCUGAUGGAUUAAUGGCUUUAGCAGAUAUUAGAGAUGGAAAAGGAAGGUUGUCGGCUCCGCUUUUGUUAUCAAGUGCAGGGCUUUUAUCUGCUUUGAUUAGCACCCAUAAGAAUUGGAUUUCUUGCUGAGUUUGAGCUAUCGGUUUCAGAAGCUGUAGAACUCCGACAUGCUAAUGCUGCUUUGUCAAGUUCUUUUUCUGGAUUGCUUGUGGGACAUGAAGACGGUAAAGUGAAGUAUGAAAAAGUGAAGUAUGAAAAAGUGAAUACACAAGAGGAUAGCCAAUAGCAUAUUCAUGGGCUCUCAACAUGUAUCCUUGUUUUUUUUGGGUCAACAAUAGUAAUCUACACUUUACAGUCUUAAUUGUUAGUUGUUAGUUACGGAGGUGGAAUAUGAACUUACAACCUCUCAAUGCAUUUAGAGGUGUUUUAGCCAUUUAAGUUAGUCCCACAUUAGAACGUGUAUCUUAGGUCGAGAGUUCGAAUCUUGACUUUCAACUGGGGAGGGUUGCCUUUCAUUGUGCAGUCCAAUAAUUUUUUCAAAAUAUUUAAGCUGAAAUUCCAAAUUUAUUCUUUGUUAA